Cercospora beticola is the source of this 924-nucleotide messenger RNA. RefSeq lists its product as uncharacterized. The record is from RefSeq and is a predicted model, not a curated record. Gene Ontology annotation, cellular component: ubiquitin ligase complex; cytosol. Gene Ontology annotation, molecular function: ubiquitin protein ligase activity. Gene Ontology annotation, biological process: protein ubiquitination; ubiquitin-dependent protein catabolic process. NCBI's taxonomy places the organism in Eukaryota, Fungi, Ascomycota, Dothideomycetes, Mycosphaerellales, Mycosphaerellaceae.
AUGUCUCUGCUUUCUCGCAGGGACUACAUGUCGCAGCUGGCCAUAGAGGACUGCGACAUCUGCCACGAGCCCAUGAGCGACCCAGCUCGCACCGACUGCCGCCACUUCUUCUGUUUCGAAUGUCUGAAGGCUUGGCUGGAGUCAAACAACACCUGUCCAACAUGCCGAACUCAGCUGUUCGAGGAGACUGAGCCAAACACUGCGCAAGAUGCCGAGCGACAAGGUGAUACAACACAGGCCGUCCUUGACAUACCUGUUGGGCAGCGUAUGGCAAUAGUGCGCGACCUCAACGAGAUGAUGGCACGCCUGAGGGUCCUAGAAGCAAACGUCUCUAGACUUGGAGAAGCUCAGACGCCACCACUGGUGGUCGAUAGAGCCACCGAGCAAGCGGCUGAUCGACCUCAAACGACCAGAGAGACGGACGGGUUGCAUGGCAACGAUCGAGCUGCAGAGCCCGCCUACGGGGAAGGAGAACUGAGUUACGACGCACUUGUCGCUUACUCGCACGAAUUGCAACCCCGCCCAGAGGAAUUGCUGCCUAUGGUCACCUUCGACGGCGCUGCGAUGACCCGUCUAUUGGACCGGCUACUACCUGAGCAGCGCGCACGACCCGACUGGUACGAGCAGUUGAGGACUCGCGCAGUACGCUACACAUUCACUAUUGACGGUGCGGUCGCCCGUCUCCAUCGCGCCAGCUGCGACUUUCUCUCAUUGAGUCCUGGUAGCGGCACGCCGUUCGACGAAACGAAUAGGAGGAUCAGGAGUGCUUACAGUACGCGCCAAAGCCAGUGGUUCGACAAGGUGCUUGACUUGCUCAGAGACGUGUCAGUCGACGCAUUGUCCAGUGAAGUCCGUAGGCUCAUGCAGGAGGAGGUCCAUCGUCCGCUCGAAGAGCUAAGUAUGCCACUACUUCGCUACUAUUGA